UGUUAGUUUACUUUUUAGCUCCUGGUGAGUCGAAUUUGUUAUUUACAUUGUUUUGCUUUUGUACUCUCACUGGGCCCCAUAUCCCAGCUCGAAUGGCUUCUGGCCGGCCGGGGACGCUCGCGCCGCCGAUAUACCCAGCAGACUUGAAGCCCUUGUGUCUGGUGUUGUUCCCUUGAAUGAUUGUGCCCCCCCUGUGUUGAACUAACAAAUCGGAUGAUUAGACCAUGGCAAAAUUUGCUCUAUCAAACACCUGCUCAGGCUGCUCUAGAUUAUUCCUGGCAGCUCUGUGUCUGCUCUUUUGGAUUCCAAAUGGAGCAACGGCGUUUACCAGCACUACUGUCCAUCGACGACCAUGUCACCACUUCCAACCAACACUGCCAUCACUGCGUCGGCACAUGGUAGCCACGGAUAAUGAUAACAAUGACAGUGUCAUUGUCAGCAGCACAACCGAAGAUGAACCAUCAACUACUAUUGAAGAAGAAUAUUAUGCGCAAGACAUUAAUGGCAAGGAAAUUGCCGCCACCAUUCGUCACGAAAUCAAGGAACAAGUCGAAGAACUGAUGAUGCAAAACAAAGACAAUCAUCAUCAUCCACCUGGAUUGGCCGUCAUGCUGGUGGGAUCUCGUCGCGAUUCUCAAACCUACGUCAAUAUGAAAACCAAAGCGUGCGACCAAGUGGGAAUUGCCAGUUUUCAAUUCAACUAUCCAGACGAUGCCAGCAACGAACAAGAAGUUUUGGAAAAAGUCCUGGAAUUGAACCAAGAUCCUACCGUUCACGGUAUUUUGAUUCAAUUGCCACUUCCCGCCCAAUGGGAUCAAGAUGCCAUUUUACAGGCCGUCCAUCCCGACAAGGACGUGGAUGGAUUGCAUCCCGUCAAUGUCGCCAAAUUAUGGACCAAUUCACAACAAGAAUCAUUCUUUCCCAUUCCCUGUACACCCCUCGGUUGCAUGGAGUUGUUGCGACGCAGUGGCAUUGACGUGGCGGGAAAACAUGCGGUUGUGUUGGGACGCUCUCAUUUGGUCGGAUUACCACUCAGUCGAUUGCUCUUGCAAGCCGAUGCCACUGUUACCAUGGUGCAUUCCAAAACUCAACAUAUCGACGCAGUCGUACGACAAGGUGAUAUUGUCAUUGCAGCCGUUGGUCGUGCCCAAAUGGUCCAAAAGGAAUGGCUCAAAAAGGGAGCCGUCGUAGUGGAUGUGGGGAUCAAUGCCGUGGAUAUGCCACCGAAAAAACCAGGAGGUAAAACAUACAAACUCGUGGGAGAUGUCGACUAUGCCGAAGCCAGAAAGGUGUGCUCCCGGAUUACUCCCGUUCCCGGUGGAGUCGGACCCAUGACCAUUGCCAUGUUGUUACGGAAUACUCUGCAAGCGUGUCAACAACAACAACAACAAAAACAACAAUAAUAAUAAUAAGACACACGUGGAGUUGCUAGCUAACUAAAUUUGCAUGGAAUUGUACCGUUGUUCAUGUCUAGAUUAUACGUAGAGG
This is a messenger RNA of Seminavis robusta, 1488 nucleotides long. The record is from the annotation of a GenBank genome assembly. Lineage: Eukaryota; Bacillariophyta; Bacillariophyceae; Naviculales; Naviculaceae.